ACAGACACCACCCCAGCCCAGCACUUCCCACAGCCCGCCGUCAACAUGAGCAACAUUCCCACCGAGCAAUGGGCGCAGGUCAUUGAGAAGACCGGCGGUCCCGUCGAGUACAAGAAGAUUCCAGUCCAGAAGCCUGGCCCCGACGAGGUUCUGGUCAACAUCAAGUACUCUGGUGUCUGCCACACUGAUCUCCACGCCGUCAAUGGCGACUGGCCUCUGCCAACCAAGCUGCCUCUGGUCGGCGGCCACGAAGGUGCCGGUGUCGUCGUGGCACGCGGAGAGCUAGUCAAAGACGUUGAGAUUGGCGACUAUGCUGGUGUCAAGUGGCUAAACGGCUCUUGCCUGUCUUGUGACUACUGCCAAACAGCCGAUGAGCCUCUCUGCCCAACUCCCCUUCUGUCUGGAUACACUGUCGACGGCACCUUCCAGCAAUACUGCAUCGCCAAGGCUGCCCACGUUGCCCGCAUCCCCAAGGAAUGUGACCUGGCCGCCAUUGCACCUGUCCUCUGCGCCGGUAUCACGGUCUACAAGGGCCUGAAGGAAUCCGGCGUCAAGCCCGGCCAGUUCGCUGCUAUUGUUGGUGCCGGAGGUGGUCUCGGAUCGCUCGCCUGCCAGUAUGCAAAGGCCAUGGGUGUACGAACCAUUGCCAUUGACGCUGGCGAGGAGAAGAGGAACAUGUGUGUCAACGACCUUGGCGCCGAAGCAUUCGUCGACUUCUCGACAUCCAAGAACCUUGUCGCCGAUGUACAAAAGGCAACGCCCGAUGGCCUUGGUCCCCACGUUGUCAUCCUUGUCGCCGUCAACGAGAAGCCAUUCCAGCAGGCUGCUGAAUACGUCCGACCCCGCGGUACCGUCAUCUGCAUUGGUCUCCCAGCUGGUGCUUACCUCAAGGCGCCCGUCUUUGAGACUGUCAUCAAGAUGAUCAGGAUCCAAGGUUCAUAUGUCGGCAACCGCAAGGACAGCUCUGAAGCCAUUGAAUUCUUCCGUCGCGGUCUGAUCAAGGCUCCUUACAAGGUGGUGGGUCUGUCUGAGCUGCAGAUGGUCUACGACAAGAUGCACCAGGGUGCUGUUGUUGGACGCUAUGUCCUCGACACAUCCAGAUAGAGGUUUAUUGAUGGCCAGAGGAGAUGGUUUAGUGUAAUGUAUAUAUGAAGUUUAUGAUAGUCAAUGACAAAUUUGAUUUCUCUGAACCUGC
Exserohilum turcica Et28A is the source of this 1195-nucleotide messenger RNA. RefSeq lists its product as uncharacterized. Bases 46 to 1104 code for a protein of 352 amino acids. NCBI's taxonomy places the organism in Eukaryota, Fungi, Ascomycota, Dothideomycetes, Pleosporales, Pleosporaceae. Gene Ontology annotation, molecular function: oxidoreductase activity; zinc ion binding. The transcript is spliced from 3 exons. The record is from RefSeq and is a predicted model, not a curated record.